CACCAGUAACAGCACCAAACACCGGCACCGGCAUUCAUAAACAAUUCAGUUGUUAAGCGGAUUCCACAAAGUGCAUAUUUAGCAGGCGAUUACGCGCAUCGCACACACAAUGAGAUCCACAAAUAUACUCAGCCUAAUCGUGGCGCUCUUGCAUAUCGCUGGUAUAGCAAAUACUGCGAAUAUUCUUAGUUUAGUGGAGGUGUUAACGCCGGAUCAACAAAUUUGGCACGACGCCAUCUACAAGGGCCUCAUCGACCGCGGCCAUAAACUCACAGUUGUAAGUGGCAGUAGAGGAGUUGCGGUUAAGUCACCAGCCAUUGCGCAAAUUCAUUUGGAGGAAGUAAAGCGAACAUUGGAUGCUAAUGAAUCGCCCACGUACUUUGCGAACACUUGGCUGAGUGCCUUUGAACGCGUCAUCCACUGGUACGAUAAACAGAUGAGAAUGUGCCAAAGUGUGCUUGCCUCCAGCGGACUACAGCAGUUAAUCGAAUUGUCUAGGGGAGCUGGAGUGGAAGAGCCAUUCGAUUUGAUUUUAUUUGAUGCAACGUAUGGGCGAUCAUGUCUGCUAGCGGUGGCACAGCUUUUCGGAGAAAUUCCGAUUGUGGCAAUUAGUGCAUCGUAUAUCACACCAGAUUUGCUAAAAGUUGCGCGUGGAGCGCAGAUUCAACCGGCUACAGUGCCACAUUUUACCACCGUUCACGACGAGCGCAUGAAUUUCUUGGAGCGUCUACACAACACAGCUGUUUACACAACAGCCAAUUUCUUUCGUCACUUCACUUCGGAGCGUGUUCAAGAGGCAAUGUUGGCCAAGAGCGCACAGCUACAGGAAGCGCGCAUAGCACUUACGCUGGAAAGCGUUAUUGAACGCGUCAAAGUGGUUUUGGUCAACAGUCAUCCGGCGAUCGACUAUAUACACGCACUGCCGCCAAAUGUUAUCGAAGUGGGCNAUGUAAAGUUUUUGGCUAAGCUUCAUUAA
Molecule: messenger RNA, 976 nt
Organism: Rhagoletis zephyria (snowberry fruit fly)
Lineage: Eukaryota; Metazoa; Arthropoda; Insecta; Diptera; Tephritidae
Product: 2-hydroxyacylsphingosine 1-beta-galactosyltransferase-like
Molecular function (GO): UDP-glycosyltransferase activity
Source: RefSeq, a predicted model, not a curated record